GAUACGUUCGCAUAUACACGUGACAUUUUCUGAUAUGAUCGUAAGUUCGUAACCCAGCAAUAGCAUGUCAUCUCUCUCUUGACUCUUCCCUCCGUUUCUAUAUAUGGGGAAUGUACAAAGAACAAAAAGAGAAAGAAAGAGAAAUGGAGAAGAGAAUCAUCAAUGGUUGGUCAAAGAGAAAACAAAAACAUGUGGUGUAGCUUUCAAACAAAAGAUUACGAGAUAUUUUUGGACAGAUUUCAUUCUCCUCUUUAUCUCUCAUCACCAAUCUCUUUUUAUUGUUCCUCCAUAUUCAUCAUCAUGAUCAAUCCUCUUAUGUGUUUUCUUUCGAAAUAUUAUCGAAUAUAGGAUUUGGUAAUAGAUUGUGUUUAUGAUUGGAAUGUGUUUUGAGUCUUGCAGGCAAUUGGUAAGGACUUUGGUUAUCAUAAUUCAUAAGAACACUCUUUUUUUAGAGUGCUCUUCUCGCCUGCCCCUAUCUGCCUAAUCCAUACCUAUCAUAUCUAUACAUAACACAUCAUGUCUCUCAACGUUGAUCUUGACGUAUGUGUUUUGGAGAGACCCAAUGUGUGUUCUUUUAAAAAGAGGAGUUGCUCCAAGUUGAGUUGUUCCUUGACGAAGAAGAGAAGAAGUAGCAAAGUGAUGUCCGUGGAGAUCUUUGAGGAUGAGCAUGACGCGGAGGAGGUAAAGGCGGUUGAUGCAUUCCGCCAAGCGCUUAUUCUCGAUGAACUACUUCCGGACAAACAUGAUGAUUACCAUAUGAUGCUUAGGUUUUUGAAGGCUAGAAAAUUUGAUCUUGAGAAAACCAAACAAAUGUGGUCUGACAUGCUCCGAUGGAGGAAGGAGUUUGGUGCUGACACAGUUAUGGAGGAUUUUGAAUUUAAGGAAAUAGAUGAAGUGUUGAAAUACUACCCUCAAGGACACCAUGGAGUCGACAAGGAAGGAAGACCGGUGUACAUCGAGAGGCUAGGUCAAGUAGACUCUACCAAGUUGAUGCAAGUCACAACCAUGGAUAGAUAUGUGAACUACCAUGUGAUGGAGUUUGAGAGGACUUUCAAUGUUAAGUUCCCAGCAUGCUCCAUCGCAGCAAAGAAGCACAUUGAUCAAAGUACAACAAUUCUUGAUGUCCAAGGAGUGGGGCUCAAAAACUUCAACAAGGCAGCAAGGGAUUUGAUUACGCGCCUUCAAAAGGUCGAUGGCGACAACUAUCCAGAGACCUUGAACAGGAUGUUUAUCAUCAAUGCUGGCUCAGGAUUCAGGAUGUUGUGGAACACGGUUAAGUCUUUUCUUGACCCAAAGACUACAGCAAAGAUCCAUGUUCUUGGCAACAAGUACCAAAGCAAGUUGCUUGAAAUAAUUGAUGCUAGUGAGCUGCCUGAGUUUCUGGGAGGAUCUUGUACUUGUGCUGACAAUGGAGGCUGCAUGCGCUCGGACAAAGGGCCAUGGAACAAUCUAGAUAUUAUGAAGAGAGUUAAUAAUGGUGACCACAAAUGCUCAAAGAGAUCUCAAGCUGAAAAUGUUGCAGAUAAUACCACAUCCGAGGAAAACAUUGUUCACUCCAAGGGGAAUGACUCUGCAGUUGAGGAAGCUCCUGAAACUGACCAGUCAUUGCUCUCUCCUUGUCAAAAUGUCGUGGUUGCUCAUCCAGCUUGGAACAUACCAGAAGCUCACAAAUUUUCCCUCUCAAAAAGGGAUGUUUACGCUAUUCAAGAAGCUUGCAAAGCUACAAAUGAAAGUGGGAGGUCUCCUAUUUUCACUGGCGUCAUGGCUUUUGUAAUGGGUGUAGUAACCAUGAUUAGAGUGACUAAAAACGUACCAAGGAAGCUAACCGAGUCAACCAUAUACUCUAGUCCAGUUUACUGCGACGAAAACUCCAUGAACAAAAGCUCGAUGCAUGAGGGGAAAAUGGCAACAACAACCAUCUCAGGGGAUAAUUUCAUGGCGGUCAUGAAACGAAUGGCUGAGCUUGAGCAGAAAGUCACAAUCUUGAGUGCACAGCCAAUAACUAUGCCUCCUGAAAAGGAAGAGAUGCUUAAUGAUGCCAUUAGCCGAGCCGAUUUCUUGGAACAAGAACUGGCUGCAACCAAGAAGGCUCUUGAUGAUUCUCUUGGCCGACAAGAGGACCUUGUGGCAUACGUUGAGAGAAAGAAGAAGAAGAAGAAGCUGUUCACUUGGUGAAUGAGGAAUAUGAGGAAGAAGAAGCCUCUAGAGGAGUCAGAGGUCGCCAAUGCAUGUCAUUAACUUAAAUCAUAUACAGUCAUCUUAAAAUUAAGAGAAUCUCCAAGGAAAGAAUUUUGUUUUGUCUCUGUAUAUAUCGAUCUUCCUUAGAUGUUACCACUUAUCCACAUUAUAUGCGAGAUUAAUUUUUAUUUGUAAAAACAAACAAAAACAAAAACUUAUCAGAAA
Messenger RNA from Arabidopsis lyrata subsp. lyrata, 2403 nucleotides. Its product is annotated as phosphatidylinositol/phosphatidylcholine transfer protein SFH10. The record is from RefSeq and is a predicted model, not a curated record. NCBI's taxonomy places the organism in Eukaryota, Viridiplantae, Streptophyta, Magnoliopsida, Brassicales, Brassicaceae. Bases 517 to 2175 code for a protein of 552 amino acids. The transcript has 14 exons.